Salvia miltiorrhiza (redroot sage) is the source of this 1612-nucleotide messenger RNA. RefSeq names its product GATA transcription factor 8-like. NCBI's taxonomy places the organism in Eukaryota, Viridiplantae, Streptophyta, Magnoliopsida, Lamiales, Lamiaceae. Gene Ontology annotation, molecular function: zinc ion binding; sequence-specific DNA binding. The record is from RefSeq and is a predicted model, not a curated record. The coding region runs from base 499 to 1290 and encodes 263 amino acids. Gene Ontology annotation, cellular component: nucleus. Gene Ontology annotation, biological process: positive regulation of DNA-templated transcription. The transcript is spliced from 3 exons.
AUUCCCGUGUACGCCCACACAUUUACACCUCCAAUGGCACUGUACAUGUGAUUGCAGGGGAAGGGGGAGAGCGGUGGGAGUGGUGUGGGACCCGUGCUCUUGCAAGCCUUAAACAUCACGACAGUGAAGCCUGAGUGUAAAAGACAGCUUGCAUUGAAGCAAGAAUUUCACCUACCAUUUCUUCUCUCUCUCUCACUCACUCACUAUUUUUAGCCUUCUCUUUCUCACUUCCUUCCUCUUCAUAUUCACUCUCACGCAGCCCUCCUAAUUCUCGACAACCUCUUUGUCUCCAGUAGCUCGAGUGUCAUACAAGAAAACACACACAUAUAUAUAUAAGCACACAUGCAUAGGUAGAUACAUAUUUAGGCUGUAGCUCAGUUUUAAGUAGGAAGUGUUAGUGUAGAGCUUGCUGCUGUUUCUGUAGAAACACUUUGUUUGCUUUGGGACUUGUGCAAUUGAAGAAGAAACCUCUCAUUUUCUCUUUCAUUGUAUUAAGUGAUGGAGCCAGAGUUGAUAGACGAAAUCGAGUGUGGAAACUUCUUCGACCAAAUGGAUGACUUGAUUGAGUUUCCCCCCGACAAUGAGUGUGCUGAUGAUGCUAACUUAGUUAGCUCCAGUGAUUUCCCCACGUGGGACGAGGCGUUGCAGGGCUGCGACACCCUCUUCUCCGGCAGCCCUGCUUCCGACCUUGCUGCAGAGCUCUCUGUUCCGUAUGAGGAUAUAGUUCAAUUGGAGUGGCUUUCGACGUUUGUGGAGGACUCGUUUUCAGGCGGGGGGCUGACAGUCGGCAAAGAGAAGAAAGAGCAAUUGAGUCCAGUGUCAGUGGUCGAGAGCAGCACCAGCAGCAGCAGCAGUUCGGCGGUGCCUCUCAGCCCCCGGCAUCGUGGCCCGCAACGUGCACGUAGCAAGCGCCCUCGGCCGCCAAUGUUUAAUCCGAGACCAGCAAUUCAGCUCAUCUCCCCUGCAUCCUCAGAGUCCAACAGCUUUGCUGAGUCGUCGCCUUCAAAGAAGAGCAAGAAGAUCAAGAUAACUCUGCCUGCAACUCCAACACCCCAGCCACUUCGGAAAUGCUUGCAUUGCGAGAUAACAAAGACUCCGCAGUGGAGGGCCGGGCCCAUGGGACCAAAGACGCUUUGCAAUGCUUGUGGGGUUCGUUACAAGUCCGGGAGGCUGUUCCCGGAAUACCGGCCUGCUGCUAGCCCAACCUUCGUCCCGUCUCUGCACUCAAACUCGCACAAGAAGGUCAUUGAGAUGAGAUGCAAGGUUGAGCCUAUGAUCACUUCACUCUAGAGGAGAGGAGAGAAUAUCGCUUGGUGCUUUUGCCAUUUCUUUGUUCUUUGCUUCUUUGUACAUUAAUGUAAGGAGGGGGUAGGAGUUAUAGAGUUCAUCAUAAUUUAGCUAGUCGAGGGCAAGGAGGAGGAAGAAGAAGAAGAAGAAGAAGAAGAGAGUCUAGGAAGUUUAGUGAUGAGGACUCGGGCCGGGCUUUGCCCUAAUCUUGAAAUUUAUAGCUUUCCCAGCAACUCUUGGUGGGAAUUCUUUUUGCAGUUGAUAUGCUUCUAGUUUUCAUCUUGAAUUGGUAAUGACUUGGAGUUGAGUCUCUGUUCCGCUGCUC